This is a messenger RNA of Gadus chalcogrammus (walleye pollock), 4234 nucleotides long. It is a transcript of the gene plpp2a, whose product is annotated as phospholipid phosphatase 2a. The record is from RefSeq and is a predicted model, not a curated record. Gene Ontology annotation, molecular function: phosphatidate phosphatase activity. The coding region runs from base 463 to 1329 and encodes 288 amino acids. Lineage: Eukaryota; Metazoa; Chordata; Actinopteri; Gadiformes; Gadidae. Gene Ontology annotation, biological process: signal transduction; phospholipid dephosphorylation; phospholipid metabolic process. The transcript is spliced from 6 exons.
CUCAUUGUUUGCACCAACUGUGCGUGAGUGUCUGUUUGAGUUAGUGUGUGAGCGCUAGCGUGUGUGUGUGUGUGUGUGUGUGUGUGUGUGUGUGUGUGUGUGUGUGUGUGUGUGUGUGUGUGUGUGUGUGUGUGUGUGUGUGUGUGUGUGUGUGAGGGGGAAUUCUGAGAGCGCACGUCGUCACGCGUCGUCGCCGCGCACACCUUCUCAGCGGGAGCGCGCCGCGUAUCUCGCCUCGCACACCUUGGCUUCAGCAGCGCAGGUAGAGGAGCGAGCGGGUCCGGAAGAACGAGCAGAUCUGGUUGCUUGUUUCUUUAUGUGUUUUACUUCAGGGAGACACACAAACACUCACAAACACCCACCCACCCACCCACCCACACACAAACACACACACUUGCAUAGUGACCGGUCACAACUUGGCUGUGAGCACCGUGUGCGGUUGUAAGGAACAGCAGAAGAAACAUGACGGAGCAAGGCAGGAAGAUGAUCCUGGUGGUGGUGGACGUCCUCAGCGUGUUUGUCGCGGCCCUGCCGUCGGCCAUCUUGACUCUGAGGUUCCGGCCGUACCAGCGGGGGAUCGACUGCAGUGACAGCAGCAUCAGCUACCCCUACAGGAAGGACACCAUCUCCCACGGCACCAUGGCUGCCGUCACCAUCACCUGCUCCAUGGUCAUCAUCAUGUCGGGUGAGGCCUACCUGGUGUACGCCAAGCGUCUGUACUCCAACUCCCCGUUCAACCAGUACCUGGCGGCGCUCUACAAGGUGGUGGGCACCUUCCUGUUCGGCGCCGCUGUCAGCCAAUCACUGACGGACAUGGCCAAGUUCACCAUCGGCCGGCCCAGACCCAACUUCCUGUCUGUGUGCGCGCCGGUGACCUGCAACGGCUACUUGGCCGUGAUCAACUGCACGGGCGUGCACCGCAACGUGACCGAGUCCAGGUUAUCUUUCUACUCUGGCCAUUCGUCCUUUGGGAUGUACUGCAUGCUGUUCCUGUCGCUGUACGUGCAGGCCCGGAUGCAGGGCAAGUGGACCCGUCUGGUGCGGCCAACCAUCCAGUUCUUCCUGGUGGCCUUCUCCCUGUUCGUGGGCUACACCCGCGUGUCCGACUACAAACACCACUGGAGCGACGUGGUGGUGGGCCUCCUGCAGGGGGCGCUGAUCGCUUGCCUCACCGUGCGCUACGUCUCCGACUUCUUCAAGCAGCGCUGUGCCCCCCCCCUGGAGGACCACGUGUCCGAGGAGCAGAACAUGGAGCGCAAGCCCAGCCCGCCGGCCCCCGACGGCCCACACGGCAACCACACCCGCUACAACUGUUCCGGGACGGUUUGAGCACCACCCCCUCCACCCCCUCCUCCUCCACCUCCUCCACUGCCACACAGUACCCCACCGCUGCCUCCGUCGGCACAGCUCCGGCUCACGGCCUGGGGAGAUAGCAGAGGCCGGAAGCCCCACACAGCCCGCUCUGGCCGCAAUUUUGUGGUUGAGGUUGUUUUGUUGUUAUUUGUACCGCAUUGUACCCUGUGACUAACACGGCCCGCCAUUUCAAAACACACGAGUGGGGGAAAAUGAGUGGAACAGGAUAUGCGGGCGACUGCAACACUUCUAUCACAUGAAUAUGAAAAUCACGACGACAACAGACCACUGUCGAGGCCGUACAGACUAACCCCCUGAACUUCAUGAUGGGAAACCCUAUGUGUUCAUCUCCUGGUCGAGCCAAAGUUUAGUGUGUGUGUGUGUGUGUGUGUGUGUGCGUGUGCGUGUGCGCGUGCGCGCGCGCGCAGUAUUGUGGUAUUUAUAUAGUGUUUAGUUUUAAGUCAAACUCUUGCAGUCUUUAUUUGCUGGCUGCCAAUACACGUUUUGUGUUCUGUUGAUAUAAAAGGGGGCAACUAGAUAUUAGUUUUUGUCCUUGAAUGGAGCUAACCAUGCGAUAUGAAAGUGUUAUUUUGUUGCUAGUUUGGGUCAACAUAGUUUUUAGUUAUUUAGUUUCCCCUACAGAGAACGGUUUGUACACUGGAGAUGUCCCCGGGCUGAGUUCCCCAUCUCUUAACCUUUUCAAAGAAAUGGUUUGGUAUUAUCUGACUGAUUUAGACGUCUCUAACCACCAUAUAUAUCUAUAAUACUAACUUUUAGUUUUUUUCAAAUGUCUAUUGUUUAGUUUAAUUUGUCAAUACGCUAUUGCGGGAACAAGUUCAGCUUUCAAAUGUGAUUUUUUUUUUAAUAUAUAUAUCUUGGUAUGUGUAAUCAAAUGUUUUACAAACGAUCACGUUAUUGCAGUAUCUACAAAAAAAAUUUACUUCACUAAAUCAGUCGAAUAUUUUUUUUAAUUUUGUAUGGCUAACUGUAACACUGCAUUACUAAUGUUUUUGGGCUCGACGUCGCAGCUGUUAUUUCCCAGGUGAUGUGAUAAAGAUGUAAUUUUAACUUUUUAAAUGGCUUGCUGUGUUACUUACGUCACCGGUACAACCACUAUUUCAUUAUUUUUUUAUAUUGUUCUUCUGAAAAAAAGAGACCUGCAGUUCAGACCUUUGUGUGACGGACAGAGAAGGUAGAGGCUCCUAUUAUGACGGAGGAAACCUGUGACCUUGGCGCGGGUAGAUCUUCUUGUCUAGGCGUCAUCAUUACCAGCACUAGCUCUGCAGCUCCGUGACCGCUCUCGUUCUGGGGGGUGAUCGUGAGCCGCGAAGUAGUGAUCGUGUCGUAGCCUGUUCUCCCGAGGAGAGGCGGGCUGGGAUUCCUCCGCCAGAAGAAUGGGAGUGCCAUCUUUCCCCAAGAAAAAAGCGAUGGAACGCCUCAAGCUUUAAAACAACUUCCCAGAUGCGACGAGGACUCGGGUACUUUGUAUCGAUAGUUUUUAGUUUUUCUUUAUUUUUGUACUCCUAGCCAGCCUAGGUUCUGAAUGAUUAAAAUGAAUUAUGAUUGGUUUCAUGUAGGCCUACUUGGGGAUAGGAAAACAACAUUUUGAAUGUAAACAUUUUCUCUAGAGACAUGGGCACAAUUUCUGUAAUGACAAAAUGACCUUGAAAAGCGUGUGUGCGUGUGCGAGUACGUCUUUUAUCAGUUGAAAAGUGAAGAGAUACUUAACCCAAAGCCACUUUUGGAUUUAUUGUAACAUUUAGUCAUGUUUUAAUAUUGUAUAAUCUUUCAGUCACUUUUCUUUUAAACAGAAGAAAAAACAAUAUAAAAUAGCCUACUCGUUUCCAUUCUCCGCUUGUAAUAGGCCUACUGCCCCGCCAGAUCUGUUGGUAUUUUCUAAGUACACGGGUGCUCAAGUGGUUUUUAUUACCGUUUAUUUUAUAAGCGGAGCCCAACUAUUGUUUUCAAACACGUUGCCUAUCAAGCAACUAAUAGAUAUUUAGGUUGGGGCAGCGCCUACCGAGAGGUGGGUUGGGGAGUUAUUAAUUCCUUUCACAAGCAGACAAACAAUGCAGCUUUGCAACAUACAAAAUGAUUAAAUUAAUGAUCUCAUCGCCGGCUCUGAAAGUCGGGAUGAAUGCAUGCUUUUAAACUUAAGCCCCACCCCAUCCUCGUCGCGGAGAAUAAAAAAUGAAAUAAAAAGUCAAUCCGAUCAUGAAGACGAACCGUGUUCCAAUCAAUGUCCAAGAUUGGAUGAUUGAUAAUUGCUGCCGCCUGGUGGCUGAGAGUAAAACUUAAUACAGCCAAUGUUGGUCCGUUUGAUUUCUAAUGUAUUUUCUUUUCUUGACUAGAAAGAGGUGAAUAAAACCUUGGUUACUUUUACAAAGCAGUUGCAAGAAGACCAAUGCAAUGCUAAAAGCAGCCUAUUGCGUGACACAAUGGACAUUUGGGUUUUGUUAAUCCGUCCCUUUGUCCAAAGAAAAACCUGUUACACAAAAAUGCUUUGCUGUCGUCAAAGGAAAGAAAAAUGCAUUUGUUUCCAGCGCUUUACACGCCAAAGUAAUGGGAGAGAAAUAAGCAGCUGUAGGCCGACGCCUGAAUAAACUUACUAUCAACUAAUCAUAUCACUAUACAUCUGUCUCUAAAGAUAUACAUCUGUCCCUACAUAAAGUUUUGACUUUAAAAUCAAAAACUCCCAUGUCCCCAAUCUGCUUCCUUAGAACUUUUAGGUAAAAAAACUGGGGGCACACUACUUUAACACACACACACGCAUACCUAUAUAUCCACACACACAUAUAUAUAUAUAUAUAAUAUAUAGACACAAUAAGAAGCUUUAAAUUAAAGCGAAAUAAAGAAAAUAUUUGACACUAGGAUGUUUUCA